AUGCACACUUCUCGCAUAUUACAUUCAGCGAUUUCCAUACUGGGCCUACUGGCGCAAGUUCAGCGCUCCGCUGCUUCCCCUCUGGAUUUUGAGGAGGCCGGCCUUGAGAAGCGCUGCGCGAAUUCCUGUGGCUAUUAUGGCCAACUCUGCUGCAGCUCUGGUCAGACGUGUAGCACCGAUAGCAAUGGCCAGGCAGUCUGUGCAGAUUCCUCUGGUGGCAGCUGGCAGUACUUCACCACAACCUUCGUCACCACGGAAACCGAUGUGGCGACAAUUACCUCUACAUGGAGCAGCUAUGUAGGACAUACAACGACUGCCGGAGGUGGUUCAGGGAGUUGCAAGGCCGAACUGGGCGAGACCAUUUGCGGAAACACCUGUUGUGGUGCGGCGUACGUCUGUUCCAACAACCAAUGUGUGAUGGGAAGUUCGUCAAUCUGGGCCACCGCUACCGCUACACCUCCAGUACGAGGCACAAGUGCAUCUACCAUCACUGCGACUGCAUCGGCAACAACCACACAGGGCUUUGUUGCUCCUGUCGGCACCGACGGAGCCAUACUCAUUGGUGAAAAAGCGCCAGACAAUGGAGGACUAAGUGGUGGAGCAAUCGCAGGCAUCGUCAUCGGAACAAUUGCUGGCGUCUUUCUUCUUUUGCUUCUUUGCGCUUGCCUGUGUUGUCGCGGAGCUCUGGAAGCUUUGUUUGCUUGCCUGGGUCUUGGUGGUAGACGAAGAAGAAAGGAGACCACAUAUGUGGAAGACCGGUAUUCCCAUCAUGCGCAUGGCGGCAGGCCUGAAGGACGUACCUGGUUCGGUUCGCGUCCGUCAGCUCCGGCGCCCCAAGGUGGCGAAAGGAAGAAAUGGGGUGGAUUGGCAACUCUUGGAAUCAUGUUGGGUGCGCUUGCUCUAUGUCUGGGACUGAGGAGGCGCAGAGACCACGAGGAUGAGAAGAGCGACUACACUUACCCGAGCUCAUACUACUACUCUGAUUAUUACACCAGCGCAAUGCAAGCUCGGAUAGGCGAACGAGACGGACAAGGGACACUAGGCAAUCCAGACGAUCUCGCACGCGCUCACGACGGUCAUGAUUAA
Molecule: messenger RNA, 1086 nt
Organism: Aspergillus pseudonomiae
Lineage: Eukaryota; Fungi; Ascomycota; Eurotiomycetes; Eurotiales; Aspergillaceae
Exons: 2
Coding region: 1-1086 (361 amino acids)
Source: RefSeq, a predicted model, not a curated record